Ctenocephalides felis (cat flea) is the source of this 4039-nucleotide messenger RNA. RefSeq names its product ATP-dependent RNA helicase DHX8-like. The transcript has a single exon. The record is from RefSeq and is a predicted model, not a curated record. Gene Ontology annotation, biological process: spliceosomal complex disassembly; mRNA splicing, via spliceosome. Gene Ontology annotation, molecular function: RNA binding; RNA helicase activity; ATP binding. Gene Ontology annotation, cellular component: intracellular anatomical structure; catalytic step 2 spliceosome. NCBI's taxonomy places the organism in Eukaryota, Metazoa, Arthropoda, Insecta, Siphonaptera, Pulicidae. The coding region runs from base 144 to 3944 and encodes 1266 amino acids.
AGCAAUCUUGUUUACAACUAAUUUGUCAAAGUUUAGCAUUUAAAUUAAUUAAUUUCGUUAAACCUAAUUAAUUAAUAAUUAUACAAACAAUAUAUGUAUUUGUGAUAUUUAGCAAUAAGUGAAUCAAUGCACUGUUCGUGAAUAUGGAGGAAGUAGCAAAACUAGAGCAUCUAUCAUUAGUUUCAAAAAUAUGUACAGAAUUAGAGAAUCACUUAGGGUUGAAUGAUAAAGAUUUAGCAGAAUUUAUUAUUGAUCUCUCUGAAAAACAUAAUACAGUCGAAAGUUUUAAGAAAGUUUUAGAUGAAAAUGGAGCAGAAUUUUCAGAUUCGCUUGUCGCAAAUCUGCUGCGCAUUAUUCAACAUAUGCGCCCAAAAUCGCAACGAAUAGAACAAAUUGUAACCUCUCAACAUACAGAUGCACUUUCACAAAAGUUUCCUGGUUUGGCAAUUCCAAAUUCCAUUGCUUCACAACUGGAUGAUGAAAAAGAAGAUGAUAAAACUGAUGAUUCAAAAAAUGAUAUUAAUGAUGUUAUGGCAGAAUUCGAGUCAUUGGCGCCUUCAAAUAUUAAAUCUGAUAAGGUUGCCAAUUGCAGUAAAAAUGAUGAAGUUGAUUUAAAGAGUGAUGAAAUUAAAGAUAAUCAUAGGGACACUGGUAGAAAACCUAAAAGCAAAUAUAAUGAUAAAGAAUAUGAUAGGGAUCGAAAAAGAUAUAAAGACAGAGAUCACGAUAAGAACAGACAUAUUUCAAGGCGUCACAGGAGUAGAUCUACAUCUGUAGAUCGGUCCAAAAGAUGCAGGAGUUCAUCAAAUUCCCGUAGGAGAAGUAGGUCUCAUUCAAGAUCCAGGAGAAGUAGGUCACAUUCAAGAUCUAAGAGAAGUAGGUCGCAUUCAAGAUCCAGGAGGAGAAGAUCACGCUCAAGAUCCAGGAGAAGAAGCAGGUCUAGAGAUAGAAGCCGCACUAGGCGAGAAGUAAAGAUGACAUCCAGGAAUAGGAAUAAUAGAGAAUCAUCUGAUCGAUUUCAAUCAGAUAAACAAGAUCUGAAAGACAAUCCAGAACCAGGUCAUAUAUAUUCUGGUCGUGUUAUGAACCUAGUACCAUUUGGUUGUUUUGUCCAAAUACUUGGUAUUAGAAAACGUGUAGAAGGAUUAGUUCAUAUCUCUCAAUUAAGAGCUGAAGGAAGAGUUACUGAUGUUUCAGAAGUUGUGUCAAGAGGGGCUGCAGUAAAAGUUAAAGUUUUGUCAAUAACUGGACAAAAAAUUUCAUUAUCAAUGAGGGAUGUUUGCCAAGUUACAGGUAAAGACUUAAAUCCUGAAUCACAUGCACAUUUGCAUACAAAUAUUUCCGAUGAUUUAAACAAUCGUAAUCCUGAUAGGCCUCAACAGAGUGCAACUAGUAUGCUUCAGCUGCACGGAAAUAUAGAUGAUGAUGAAGAUGUAUCAAGGAAACGAGUUACAAGAAUAUCAUCUCCAGAACGGUGGGAAAUAAAGCAAAUGAUUUCAUCUGGUGUAAUAGACAGAUCAGAAUUACCUGAUUUUGAUGAUGAAACUGGGCUUUUACCUAAAGAUGAUGAUGAUGCCGAAGCUGAUAUAGAAAUUGAAAUAGUAGAAGAUGAACCACCAUUUCUUCAAGGUCAUGGUAGAGCAUUGCAUGAUUUAAGUCCUGUGAGAAUUGUGAAAAAUCCUGAUGGAAGUUUAGCACAGGCAGCCAUGAUGCAGUCUGCCCUAGCCAAAGAGCGUAGAGAGCAAAAAAUGUUGCAAAGGGAACAAGAGCUUGAUGCAGUUCCUACAAAUUUAAAUAAAAACUGGGUAGAUCCAUUGCCAGAAGAUGACAAUAGAUCUUUAGCGGCUAAUAUGAGAGGUGUAGGUUUGGCUCCCCAAGAUUUGCCUGAAUGGAAAAAACAUGUAAUUGGUGGUAAUAAAAGCUCAUUUGGUAAGAAGACAGAUUUAACAUUAUUGCAACAAAGACAAGGAUUACCUAUAUACAAAUUACGAGAAGAACUAAUUAAAGCUAUUACCGAUAACCAAAUUCUCAUUGUUAUUGGUGAGACAGGAUCCGGAAAAACUACACAGAUUACUCAAUAUCUAGGUGAGUCUGGUUUUACAGCACGAGGUCGAGUUGGUUGCACACAACCAAGGAGAGUAGCUGCAAUGUCGGUUGCAAAACGUGUUGCAGAAGAAUAUGGUUGUCGACUGGGCCAAGAAGUCGGAUAUACUAUUCGAUUUGAAGAUUGCACUGGCCCUGACACUUUAAUUAAAUACAUGACAGAUGGUAUGUUGCUAAGAGAGUGUCUAAUGGAUUUGGAUUUGAAAUCAUAUUCUGUAAUUAUGUUAGAUGAAGCUCAUGAACGUACUAUACAUACUGAUGUUUUAUUUGGUCUUCUUAAGCAAGCUGUUCAAAGACGUCCUGAACUUAAAUUAAUUGUUACUUCAGCUACAUUGGAUGCUGUUAAGUUUUCCCAAUAUUUUUUUGAGGCGCCAAUAUUCACAAUACCCGGUCGAACAUUUCCAGUGGAAGUACUAUAUACUAAAGAACCAGAAACAGAUUAUUUGGAUGCUAGUUUGAUCACAGUCAUGCAAAUACAUUUGCGUGAGCCUCCUGGUGAUAUACUUUUGUUCUUAACAGGUCAGGAAGAAAUUGAUACGGCAUGUGAAGUUUUGUAUGAACGUAUGAAAAGUUUAGGACCAGAUGUACCAGAGUUAUUGAUACUACCUGUCUAUUCUGCAUUACCCAGUGAAAUGCAAACUAGAAUAUUUGAUCCUGCGCCACCAGGCAGUAGAAAAGUAGUUAUUGCAACAAAUAUAGCUGAAACUUCAUUGACAAUAGAUGGGAUAUAUUAUGUAGUUGACCCUGGAUUUGUAAAACAGAAAGUAUACACUUCUAAAACAGGUAUGGAUUCUCUUGUAGUAACCCCUAUAUCUCAAGCAGCAGCUAAACAGAGAGCUGGAAGGGCUGGUAGAACAGGCCCUGGAAAAUGCUACAGGCUUUAUACUGAACGUGCUUAUCGUGAUGAAAUGUUGCCUACUCCUGUUCCUGAAAUACAGAGAACAAAUUUAGCUACUACAGUUUUACAAUUAAAAACUAUGGGAAUCAAUGACCUUCUACACUUUGAUUUUAUGGAUGCUCCACCAGUUGAAUCAUUAGUAAUGGCGUUAGAGCAAUUACAUUCAUUAUCAGCUCUUGAUAAUGAAGGGUUAUUGACUAGAUUAGGGAGAAGGAUGGCCGAAUUUCCCUUAGAGCCCAAUUUAUCUAAAAUGUUGAUAAUGUCAGUAGCAUUGCAAUGCUCUGAUGAAAUUCUUACAAUUGUUUCAAUGCUAUCUGUACAGAACGUUUUCUACAGACCCAAAGAUAAACAGGCCCUUGCAGAUCAAAAGAAAGCUAAAUUUAACCAAGCUGAAGGCGAUCAUUUGACAUUAUUAGCUGUUUACAAUAGUUGGAAAAAUAAUAAAUUCAGUAAUGCUUGGUGUUAUGAGAAUUUUGUCCAAAUACGAACUCUAAAACGAGCACAAGAUGUGCGCAAGCAAUUAUUAGGAAUAAUGGACAGACAUAAACUUGAUGUGGUUUCAUCUGGGAGAAACACUGUUCGGGUACAAAAAACUGUUGCAUCAGGCUUUUUCAGAAAUGCUGCAAAAAAGGACCCACAAGAAGGUUAUCGAACUCUAGUAGAUUCACAAGUAGUUUAUAUACAUCCUAGCAGUGCUUUGUUCAACAGACAACCAGAAUGGGUUGUGUAUCAUGAGCUUGUACAAACUACUAAAGAAUAUAUGAGGGAAGUCACAACCAUUGAUCCCAAAUGGCUUGUAGAAUUUGCACCAGCAUUCUUCAGAUUUAGUGACCCUACAAAAUUAUCUAAAUUUAAGAAAAAUCAAAGACUGGAACCAUUAUACAAUAAAUAUGAAGAGCCUAAUUCAUGGCGAAUAUCAAGAGUUCGCCGAAGAAGGAAUUGAAUCUUUGUAUGUGGAAUACUUGAAAUUUUAUUUAUAUAUAAUAUAUAAAUAUAUAAUAAUCUUCUGAAAGAUAAAAUUACAAUGAAGUUAUUUAU